AUGUCGACCUCGCAAGCACGCCCCACAACACCACCUACCGAACAUGGACCCUCACUCACUCCGCCAACGUUUGAAGAAAUCAAUCUCUGCCAGUUAUCUAUAGCUAUAGAAUCAAACGAAAGUGAUGCGGUCACAGUUAUUGCUGCUACAGAGACAGGAGACGCAAAUGGCUAUAGUUAUCGUAAAGCUUCAGUUCAUGUUCCGCAAUGUGUCCUCAUAUAUGUUUAUUUAACUCUCAUUGUUAAUGCUGUAUUAUUGUCAGCUAUAAUAAUAAUAUUGAUUCAACUGUUAAGACAUGCCAACCAUUACCAGGAAAGACGUAUAUAUUUAAUAUAUUGGGGUAUAGGAGAAGUUCUAUGGCGUCUGUGUCUUAUAGGCUAUACAGCCGGCAAAGCUUCUGCAACUUAUACAAUGAUCCAUUUGUUGGGAAUGUUCUUAGGAAAAGAACACUACCUCAUCUUGGUCAAUUCAUUCUGGCCCGAUUUUGAUCCGUUUGAAGCGGAUGCAAAUAUAUCGGGUAUUCGGAUCGAUUCCGGAUUGAAUUCCCACUGCACUGUAUAUUCAUGUUGGAAUUUGGUUUUUGGCAUCUGGUUUUGGGUUGCGACCUGGAUAGCAGUAAACCAUAGUUCAGAUGAUUAUGCCAAGUCGCUAGCUAUAACCGGUCUCUCUGCAUGUUUGAUUAAUGUUGUCACUUGUUACCUCCCUGGGGCCUAUUUGA
Paraglomus occultum is the source of this 718-nucleotide messenger RNA. The record is from the annotation of a GenBank genome assembly. Lineage: Eukaryota; Fungi; Glomeromycota; Glomeromycetes; Paraglomerales; Paraglomeraceae.